GACAUCAGUUGCGGAUCCGCUGCCCUGAGAGGAGUCUUCGUGACAGAACGUGGUCUUGGAAGGGACGUCUGAUAACCUUGAUUAACGAAUACUGGGUUCUUCGAGCUAGAACUCUCCAGAAGUACGUGGCGAUUCCUUGAAGAAGGGAACAGAAGAGUGCCUCACCCAAGGGCGCAAGACCCUGACCAACUAUGGAAGCUCGCCAGUGAUCUCCCCGCUAGCGUGUCUUUGCUUUUACUGGCAGGAGAACCAUUGGCGAUUGGCUUAUGGAAAUGGACCGUCGCGGGUCAUACAGGGACGAGACGUCAGUGACUAAUGGGCGUCGUAACUCCUCCAAGGGACGUCCUCCAGGACACAGAGCGUCGUCCAUCAUUCAAGGACGAGCUAACAGUGGAUAAGAGCCGUCGCAGUUCCUUUAGGGACGUCCCACAGGAGUCAGAACGUCGUCCGUCCAUCAGAGAUGAUGUUCCUGACACUGAACGCCGUGGCUCUUUUAGGGACGCCAACGAACGCCGAGCUUCUUAUAACAAAAGCGUCUCGCAGGACGUAGAGCGCCGUGGUUCGCUAAGGGACGUCCCACAGGAAGCAGAGCGCCGGGAUUCAUUUAGAAAUGACGUAGCAACAGACAGCAGACGCCGCAGUUCAUCGAGGGAAGUCUCGCAGGAAGCAGAGCGCCGUGGAUCAUUCAGGGAUGACGCCUCAGUAGACAAGAGACGCCGCAGUUCUUCAAGGGAUGUCCCACAGGAUGUAGAGCGUCGAGGUUCAUAUAGGGGAGACAUCACAGCAGACAGAAGAGGCGCCCUAGUUCUUCUUUGGACGUACCGAUGCAGGAUGCAGGGCGCCGUGGUUCAUUCAAGGAUGUCCCACAUCAAGGAGAGCGACGUGGUUCCUUCAGGGACGCCCCACAGGACGCAGAGCGACGUGGUUCCUUCAGGGACGCCCCACAGGAAGCAAGACGCGUGGUUCAUUCAGGGACGCCCCACAGGACGCAGAACGGCGUGGUUCAUUCAGGGACGCCCCACAGGACGCAGAACGGCGUGGUUCAUUAGGGAUGAUACGAGGCGACUCAGUUCCUCAAGUGGCUCUUUCAGGGAUGUCAAGGAACGCCGGGCAUCAUAUAACAGAGACGUCUCGCUUGACGAAGAGCGCCGUGGCUCCUUCAUAGAUGUCAAUCCUGACGGCGAGCGUCGACGAUCGAUCAAGGACGAAAUCUUAGAAGCUGAACAAGCUGAACGCGACCUCGAAGAGCGCCUCGACAAUGAUCAUUCCCGCCCCGUAUCGCAAACAGCAUGCCAGGUCCCCAUCCGACACGACCCAGGAACCACAAGCCGGACACAAUGA
Penaeus monodon (black tiger shrimp) is the source of this 1341-nucleotide messenger RNA. RefSeq lists its product as uncharacterized. The coding region runs from base 316 to 1341 and encodes 341 amino acids. The record is from RefSeq and is a predicted model, not a curated record. The transcript has 2 exons. NCBI's taxonomy places the organism in Eukaryota, Metazoa, Arthropoda, Malacostraca, Decapoda, Penaeidae.